CGCAGGUCUGUGGUGUCCCCCGCCGGGAGCAAACCCCUGGGGACCCCUGGCAAGAAGCGUUACCUGUGCCCCGCGCCAGGGUCGGGGUUCUGCUCCCCAGGUCCCACGGCACCCGGCCCCUUGGCGCCCGCCCGCUGCCAGAAGGAGAGAAGUGGUGGAAGAAGUCAAAGCGUCGGAUGAGCAUGGCCAGAGCCCGGCCAGAGAAGCAGAGUGCUUCUACCCUGGCAGAUGGAGGAGUGGGGAAGCCUACGGUGACCCUGGAGAUGUGGGACAACACAGAGGCUUCGAGCAGGAAGCGCCUGUCCCCGCGGGCCCCGCUGGCCUCCAUGGACUCCCUGGGCUCCCUGUUGGGGAGCAGGUCCUCUUCCCUCAGCUCCCUCUACUCUUUCCCGGAGCCCUGGCCCGGUGUGAUGGCGGAGCUGGCAGCGCUCACCCGCUCGGGGUCCCCCAAGGCUGCCGAGGGGCCGGUGGCGGAGCCAGGGCCAGCCCUUGGCCAGGAUCCCCCGCUGGAGCUGCCCCCGCGGACGGAGCAAGAGCGGGUCCCUGGGGAGGGCAAGGACAGGCCGCAGAGCCCCGUGGACGUGGAGCCGCCCCCCAGCAGCCGCCCAGCCAUGGCCAUGGCCACGGCCACAGCCACGGCCAAGGGGCAGCUUGUCCUCCAGCUCAUCCGCACUCUCCGGGACACCCAGGCAGUGGCCGAAGAGCAAUGCAAGCAGCUGCAGACAGAGCUGGCCCUGUGGCAAGGGGGGGCGGGGGUAGCCUGCGGUGGGAUCCCCCCUGGGGAGCCCUCCCUCCACCCCGCCAGGAAGGAGGUGCUGGUCCAGGUGGGGCUGCUGGAGACCAGAGCGUGGCCCCAGUGCCUUCAAGUGGAGCUGCCAUGGGUGGACGAGGAUGUGGAGGUGGACGUGGACAUGGACAAGGCUGCGGAUGGGGACGUGGAGAAGGACAAAGACACUGGUGCAGACAGAAGCAGCACCGUGGAGCAGGGCAGGAGGAGCCCCACAGAGCCAGGCAGAAGCAGCCCCAUGGAGCAGGGCAGGAUAAGCCCUAGAGAACCAGGCAGAAGCAGCCUGAGGGAGCCAGGCAGAAGCAGCCCCACAGAGCAGGGCAGGAGAAGCCCCAUGGAACCAGGCAGGAGAAGCCCCACGGAACUGGGCAGGCAGAGCCCAGUGGAGCAGGGCAGGAGAAGCCUUGAGGAGCUGGGCAGGAGCAGCCCCACGGAGCUGGAUAGGAGAAGCCCCACAGAGCCGGGCAGCAGCAGCCCCACGGAGCCAGGCAGAAGCAGCCCCAUGGAGCUGGGCAGGAGGAGCCCCAUGGAAGUGAAGAGGCACGGCCCCAUGGGCCUAGAGAGCAGCAACCCCAUGGGGCCAGGCAGGAGCACCCUGGCAGAGCGUGGUGCCCAGCAGCAGGUCCCCCCGGGCCGGGAGUGUGGCCGGGCAGCCCCGGGGCCGUGCUGGGCAGGACGGUGCCUGCGGGAGGGCUGCGCCUGGCUCUGGCGCUGCCUCAAGGCCUGGUGGAGACGCCGCUGCCGGCCCCUCCACAUCCGCUUCUGCAAGCCCCCGUGGUGGCAGCGCUGGUCCCAGAAGAGCAACAGGUUCCCCUGCUACUGA
Molecule: messenger RNA, 1610 nt
Organism: Grus americana (Whooping crane)
Lineage: Eukaryota; Metazoa; Chordata; Aves; Gruiformes; Gruidae
Product: proteoglycan 4-like
Exons: 4
Coding region: 177-1610 (477 amino acids)
Source: RefSeq, a predicted model, not a curated record